AUGAGCGAGUUGAAACAAGAGGAUACUACUGUGGAAACAAAACCCGAGACGAGACGGGAAGAAACCAUGGACACACAAGCGGAAACCGCGUCCAAUGUCAGCGACACUUGUGCGAGUCCAUUUGCCGAUUGGAGUGACGAGGAAUUGAUGACCAAGGCCAAGGAGCAUUACCAAAAGGAACAAUUUCUCGUGGCGGCACGCAUGCUGAAACACACCACCCACAUUGCCGACAAGGAUGUGCCCUUUCAAAAAGAAGUGGAAGAAAAAGCCAAACUCUUGAAUCACGUCAUUGCCGAUUUGUUGGCCGACGUUGAAGAACACGUCGGUGAUGACAGUGAACCAGCUAGUGGCGCUGGCCAGUGGAUCAAAGGCGGCGAAUACCACGACGAUCGUCGCGAUACACUCAUGUACUACCGACUGGAAGAAGAUUUGCAACUCAAAUGCCGCCUCGAGUCUCCCGUCGAAUCCAGUUUGUUGGUUCCCCUAUUGGCGGUGUUGAUUGAAACCGAACAGUACAUGUCGUGGUUGCCAUCGUGGACCGUGCCGCGCAUUGGAGUCGAGCUGGUCGAUAAAUUGGGACAAGUGGGACGCACCGAACAGAUUCUCCGCAUUGCCACGGCGGUUCCCUGGCCGUUCAAAUCGCGAGAUGUCGUCAUUCGGACGUGUGGCGUGGACGAUAUUGAUGACAUUCAAGAGGAUCCUCAUACUACUGGAUCGAUUGCCAUUAGUUUGGUUUCACUCGAAGAAGGACAGGAUGUGCACAAAAGUACCAUUUCCAAUCCAGUCUACGAUCAAGAUGUGGUCCAUGUUCCUCCCAUUCCCGAUGGAAUGGAACGAGCAGAAUUUGACGGAGGAUUGCUCAUUCGAAAAUGUCCACCCAAUCACCCCUGUCUACGAAAUUCCAGAGUCGCAUAUCCACCCGACGAACAUUUAAUGCUGGUGGGAUUUUCACUGAGCUUGGAUGGCAAAAUAUCACCCCUCUUUCCAACCGCCGUCAUUAAUUUUGUCAUUCAAACCGUCAUUACUCAAAUGUGGGCCAAAUUGUUGCAAGUUGCCGAAGAAAUUCGAGCCGGAAGUCGGCCUCAACACGCCGAGGUGAUUGCGGCACGACGAGAAGAAAUAUACGAUUGGGUGGAACAGAGAAUUGAAGGCAUGUUUGAACACUUGGCGUCUUCUUCUAGCAACAAGGAAGGUGCCGAAAACAAUGGAAACGACAAAACAACAGAUGAUGAAAAGAAAGAGGUGGAGUAA
This is a messenger RNA of Seminavis robusta, 1251 nucleotides long. The record is from the annotation of a GenBank genome assembly. NCBI's taxonomy places the organism in Eukaryota, Bacillariophyta, Bacillariophyceae, Naviculales, Naviculaceae.